Messenger RNA from Chionomys nivalis (European snow vole), 2365 nucleotides. RefSeq names its product ripply transcriptional repressor 3 (gene Ripply3). The transcript is spliced from 6 exons. NCBI's taxonomy places the organism in Eukaryota, Metazoa, Chordata, Mammalia, Rodentia, Cricetidae. Gene Ontology annotation, cellular component: nucleus. Gene Ontology annotation, biological process: embryonic pattern specification; negative regulation of transcription by RNA polymerase II. The record is from RefSeq and is a predicted model, not a curated record. Bases 1151 to 1699 code for a protein of 182 amino acids.
AACACUCAGGAAGCAAAGAAAGCAGGUAUGUGCCCGGGAGUGCAGAUGCCCACAGAGGCAGAAGAGGGCAUUAGAUCCCCUGGAGCCCGAGAGUUACAGCCUGUUGAGAAUCACCCUCUCAAUGGGGUGACUACUUGAAAGCAGCUCUGGUCCCCUGCAAGCCUCUGGAACUCUGCAAAGGCCCUGGAUUGUAUACACAGGAUGAAGACAGAAAAUAAAGGACCUACACGAAUUGCUUGUUUUUUUAAUUUUGGUUUUUCCAGACAGGGUUUCUCUGUGUAGCCCUGGAUGUCCUGGGACUCAUUCUGCAGACCAGGCUGGCCUCGAACUCAGAGAUCCACCUGUCUCUGCCUCCCGAGUGCUGGGAUUAAAGGAGUGCACCACCACUGCCCAGUUUAACGUGAGUGUAUUUUUAUUAGCUGUGUAAAUGACUGCAAUUAGAUAUAUUUUCAUUCUCUCUUCAAAAGAUCUCUUUAGUGCUAAAUUGAAGUCUAACUUUUGGGCUAACAGAUACGCGUUAUCAAACUUAAAAAGCAUAUAUAUAUAUAUAUAUAUAUAUAUAUAUAUUCCUGACACCUUACUGCCCUCUGUGCCUUCAUAUCUUUUGCCUACCCCGCAGGGUCCUCCACUGGACACAGGGUUUAAUCCAGUGUAUGAAGGACUCUGCCCCAACACCCACAACGUCUCGCAGUGUGGAAAGGGGGUGGGGUGGGCAGGCGAGAUGGGAUCCUCCUGGAUGGGAUCAGAACCCCGAGGGCAGCCAAGAGCUGCUGGGCAGUGGGGACGACCUCCAGGGCACGCAGAGGACACCCGUCAUCCUGAAGGGUCCGGUCCUGAGCUUCCCGCUCCGCCGUGACCCCUCCGGGUUUUCUUUUGUCCCUUCUCCACUCUGGACACCCACCCCUCCCCGCUGUCCCGAGCAGGCUGUCUUCCUUGACAAUCUCCACUCCACCCUCCGCUUCCUCUGGCCCGCUCCCGCGGUCCCCAGCCCUCCCCCACCCGGGGGGGGGGUGCGCAGUUUCCCGAGUCCCCUCCCCGCCCCGCCCCGCCCCUGUUUUUAAACCUGGCGCGGAGCGAGCGGGUAGGUGAGCACGCUCGGCGAGCAGGACGAGGCGCCGUCGGGCUGCGGGACUCGCGUGCCGCCCGCACCAUGAGACCCGAGGCGGCGGCCGGAGCCCGGGAGGCGCUGGGAAGCUUCUGCCGCUGUUCCAGGGAUGAUCCCGGGAGACCACCGCUGCCGCGCGGGCCCGAAAGUUCUGUUCCGGCUCUGUGGAGACCGUGGGUGCCGCCCCCUGGAGACGCGGAACUGACCAGAACUGAAAGCCGGUGUGAGCCUUGGGGGAGCCAGCAAACUUCGGGAUCAAAGGGAGCCUUUGGGUUCCAGCACCCAGUCAGGCUUUACUUACCCCUUUCAAAGCGACAAGAAUACCUGCAGAGCUCUGGGGAAAAAGUGCUGGCCAGCUUCCCAGUGCAAGCCACCAUUCAUUUCUACAACGAUGAAUCCGAGUCAGACUCUGAGGAGGAGCAAGAAGAGGAGGCUCAGCCCAAGUGUCUGCAGAGCCAGGAGGCAGCAGGACAGGACAGUGGCCCAGGAGGAAGGGACAGAGUAGGACUGGCAGGCCUAGAGGAAGGAAGGAGGGAUGGUGUCCGGGGUAAGGGUCAGCUGCAGGCAGGGGGCAGUGAGUGCUCCAGCAAGUGAAGUGAGUCUGGGGGCAGCCUUGCCAGGACGCAGGUGGAGUGUGUGCAUGUAUAUGAUUGUGUGUGUGUGUGUGUGUGUGUGUCUGCCUGUGUGAUCCAUACCUUUGGGUGUGUGUCAACACAGGCUGUUAUCAGGAAGAAGACUUUCCGAGCUCACUGAGCUCUCACUCUGAAAGCCACUCCCUCUAAGAACACCAUCCCUCCCUUGCCCAGAGACCCACUGUCCAGCCGUUCUUGCUUUCCUAAAAAUCAUUUAGAUAUUAACUACCAUUUUAAGGGUUCAUUUGGUUCCUCUUUAGCUGUCUGAAAAAAAUGUUCUUUUACUUGUGUAAAAACAAAAAAAAAUUGAAAUACUGAAUAAUUUCCACCAGAAUAAGAAGCAAGAAAAUAUGAUCUUUUUAGGGGAUAAAAUAGGUGUUUCUGAGAGCUGGAUAAGAGCUGUGUGUAUAAGUUGUAAAGGAUUAUUUUUUUUCUUACUUGGUGGCCAGCAUGGUCUUGUUACUUGCGUGGAAUGGCACUAUUUUUCAUUAAAGUAUCUUAUGUAAAAUUACUUUGAAUUUUAUCAUUUUGAUAGCCCAAGGACUGUGCUUCUCAAGGUUCCCCCCCACCAGAAUUAUCUUACCUGAUGCUGUGUUCCUGUUCAUACCACUUUGUAUGAAUUUUUAUU